Messenger RNA from Egretta garzetta (little egret), 905 nucleotides. RefSeq names its product calcium and integrin-binding protein 1-like. Gene Ontology annotation, molecular function: calcium ion binding. The transcript is spliced from 4 exons. Lineage: Eukaryota; Metazoa; Chordata; Aves; Pelecaniformes; Ardeidae. The record is from RefSeq and is a predicted model, not a curated record. The annotation marks the transcript as partial.
GGCAGCCGGCCCGGCGCUGAGCCGUUCCUGUGUCGGCAGGCAAACCCCUUCCAGCACCGCAUCUGCCAUGUGUUCUCCACCUCGGAGAACAGUGACGACAGCAUGUCCUUUGAAGACUUCCUCGAUAUGCUGAGCGUCUUCAGCGACUCCGCCACCUCGGAGAUCAAAUCCCACUAUGCCUUCCGCAUCUUUGACUUUGAUGAUGAUGGGACUCUGUCCAGAAAGGACCUGGAGAAACUGGUGAACUGCCUGACGGGGCAAGACGAGGAGUCCCGGUUGAACACCGCAGAGAUGGAGCAGCUCAUCCAAAACAUCCUGGAAGAGUCCGACAUCGACAAGGACGGCACCAUCAACCUCUCUGAGUUCCAGCACGUUGUCUCCCGCUCCCCGGACUUUGCCAGCUCCUUCAAGAUCGUCCUGUGAGAGCCCUGCGGCUCUCCAGCAGAACCGCUCCUGUUGCAGCUCUUCGUGGUCUCAGAGGUGUCCUUUUCCCAAUCAGCAGAGCGGCAGAGGCCCCAGCUCCCCACCCGCCCGGCAGCGCUGCACAGUGCCUUAGGCAGGACGCCCUCCUGCUCCUCGGUAGUGCCUGGCAGGCGAGGUGGAGGUGGCAGAGGUGGGGCCCUGGGAAGCUGCCUUGCCUGCAGCCCUCUGCUCUCCCAGGAUUGGAUUUUAACUCCUUAUGUAAACCAAGGGCAGCUCUACAGGAGGGGCAGUACAGCCCCUCUCUGCCCUCAGUACCAAUUCGUGCCUUCCACCAGCAGGCAGGGAGCUGCCUCGCCCAGCCAAGUCCCAGCCCAGCUCUCCUGUCUUCCCAGGGGCCUCCCUGCUGCGACAUGGAUCCAUUUCUCUGAGCAAUAACCCAAGGGUGGAUCCGUUUCUCUGAGCAAUAACCCAAGGGUGGAUCC